UGAAAGCGCGCAGUUGGUUUAGAAGCGGCCAGCAGUAAGCACACGACAGCCGCAGCAAGUGAAAGCAAACGCUAAAGCAACGACAUUAACAUAACUGUUACAUAGUUUGAAUUUACUYUACUUUASUGUGUCCCGUUAAGUUACGCGGCAAAUUGAGUUUAUCUGCCUCGCUUUAUAAUCACAUUAGAGGUAAAACGCGGUGAAAUUAAUUAAAAGCAAAGAACCAAUAAACUAAAGAGUGCAACAAGUGUGAAUUACAACAACAACGACACUUACAGGGAUAUACAUUGUACAGUUAAAGUUGAAGGACUUAAAGGCAGUGCUACAUCGGUUCCUUAAAGUUACGACAGUAUUUUUCAAAAUCAAGAUGCAGCAUCCCACCAGUAAACGGCAGUCCAGGUGUAAAUUCCUCACCACCAUUUUCCACGCCUUGCUCAUAAUCGCCGCCGUGAACAUGAAAUUGGCCGGCGUGCACGGCGAAGAGGCGGUCACAGGCGUGGCGCUGCCGGCCGCCAACGAAGACAAACGCAAUUGGCAGGCGCUGCAGGGCCCGUGGGGUAAGCGCGCACACUAUGCCGGCCCAACGCUGCCUGAAGUGAAUGAGCCAGAKGACGACGAGCGUUUGGUGCCGCUGCUGAUCAGUAACGGGGAACGCGACGAACCCUUCCUGAAGUUCUCCAUGAUGUACCUGACCAACGCCGGCACACUGGAUCGCUUGUUGAACGACAGACAGGACGAACAGAGUGCGCUGAGAAURAACGAUGAUCUGGUUACGUCUAUGGAGGAUGCUGAAGGGUACGGCAACAACAAUGAUGACAACAACACUCCGCUUAGCGAGAAGCGCGCUUGGAACAAAAUGAACGCUGCYUGGGGCAAGCGCCGCAACGCGCCCACUUGGAAUAAAUUCCGCGGUGCAUGGGGCAAGCGCGAGCCCGGCUGGAACAAUCUCAAGGGCAUGUGGGGCAAACGCUCCUCCAAGGAUUGGGUUAAGUUGCAUGGCGGCUGGGGCAAGCGCGCCUUAAACUAAGSUGCUGCRUGUGGAACCGGCUCAAUUCGCGAUGGAAACCCUUCAACAGAAUGUGCAGCUAAUAUGUGUUUAACGGCCAUCAGCAAAUCAGCAUGAAACCCAACAACAAUCUACAACAAAUUCACAAAAAAUAUGAGAAACGCAACAAAUGUAUACAAAAUCAUAUUAUGUAAUCAAAUUUGCCUAUUGUACAUUUUACCUUACGUCUUUAUAUGUGUAUGUGUGUAAACAUAAUUAACUAAAUUAAUCUCUUGUAAUAAUACAUAUGUAAGCAGUGUGACGGGAGCUAUGUAUGUAAAUGUAAAAUACGGUCAACUAUCAGCAUCUAAAUAUACAUUCACACACACGCAAACAUAUAUAUAAAUAUAUAUUUUCAACUAUUUAUAUAUGCAUGUAACAAUUAGGAAGCAAAUGAAAAGUAUUAAAGGAAUCCGUGAACAGCAUUUAAAAAAAGUCAAUCUCAAUCCGGUUUUCUAUUCGAAAUUUUUAAUACCAAAAAUGUAUGAAAGCCUUAAAUGUUCUGUGUCUGUAACAUUGUAUGUAAAUGUGUAAAGUUCUUUUAAUUUAUAUUUAUAUACUUCGAGACGAGUAUUUAAGGAUUUCUCCCCCACUCAAAAGCAAUUUCGUGCAUGCAGACAGACUCACCGAAGAGGGAAAAGUGGAAGAGAAAUGCAGCCAACAAUUCCAGUCAAUUAAGUCUGGUUUUAUGU
Messenger RNA from Bactrocera latifrons, 1737 nucleotides. RefSeq names its product allatostatins MIP (gene Mip). The transcript has 3 exons. The coding region runs from base 368 to 1027 and encodes 219 amino acids. Lineage: Eukaryota; Metazoa; Arthropoda; Insecta; Diptera; Tephritidae. The record is from RefSeq and is a predicted model, not a curated record.